AUGAACAGCAACGCAGCAUGCAGGUAGAGUGGCAUAAAGCCUUGAUCAGAGCACCGAUCUGCUCUGUUACAGUGACUGUCUGCACUUGGACAAUGACGCCAACUCUUCUAUUGUGGAUCCUCAUCCUAAAUGCCUCGCUCAAGCCCUCGGAGAGCCAUGGAAAUGGGUUCGAGGAGGUGAAGGACUACGAGGUGGUUCGACCCGUCAGACUUCACUCAGUCAGAAAACGAGAUGCAGAGUCCCUCAGACCAGAGACUAUUAAGUACGCAAUGAAGGUGGGAGGAAAGCACCUUGAAAUGCAACUAGAAAAAAAUGAUGAAUUACUCACCAAAGACUACACAGAAACAUACUACCAAGAAGAUGGGACUGAAGUCACCAGAACCCCAAAUGACAUUGAUCACUGCUACUAUCACGGGAGGAUUGUCAACGACAGCAGGUCGUCUGCCAGCAUCAGCACUUGUGAUGGACUUAGGGGUUACUUCAGAACAUCUGCCCAGAGGUACCUGAUUGAGCCCCUGUCUGGCGAUGACGAGGGGGAUCACGCAGUGACGACUUUCAAUGAGACGAACUUCACACCUGCGGUUUGUGGCGUCACCAACACCAGCUGGAGUGAUGACCUUGAACCCCCAACCGGCCGCAGCCGCUCCAGAUCAGCGGGAAAGUCUAUCGUCUACCAACAGAAAUACAUUGAGCUCUUCCUUGUUGCUGAUAACCGUGAGUAUGUGAAGAUGAAGCGAGAUCGGACAGAGCUGAGAAAGAGGAUAUUUGAAAUGGUCAACUUUGUCAACAUGGCCUAUAAACCCCUGAGGACCUUCGUUGCUCUGGUGGGGCUAGAGAUCUGGAACAACAAUGACUUGAUCUCUGUGACCCCCCCGGCCGGGGCCAACCUGGACGCUUUCAUGAAGUGGAGGAACUCUGAGUUGGUCAAGAAGAAGAAGCAUGACAAUGCACAUCUCAUCAGUGGUAUUGACUUUGAAGGAUCAACUGUGGGGCUGGCUUUCAUUGGGACUCUUUGCACUGAUAACUCUGUUGGGGUCGUACAGGAUCACAAUGACCGGGCCAUUGCUGUGGGAGCUACACUGGCUCAUGAGAUGGGCCACAACCUGGGCAUGGACCACGACGACUCCAGUGCCUGUGCUUGUUCUGGGGAUAGCUGCAUCAUGGCUGCAGCCCUCAGCUGGAACAUCCCUCGGACCUUCAGUAGCUGCAGCAGCAGCAACUAUGAAAGAUACCUGACGAGCCGCAGCCCCAGCUGUCUGCUGGACAAACCGGACUACAGGAGCUUGGAGACUCCUGCAGUCUGCGGGAACGGCUUCGUGGAGAAAGGAGAGCAGUGUGACUGUGGCACUGUGGAGGAGUGCACCAACCCAUGUUGCAACGCCACCACCUGCGCUCUGACAGAGGGAUCAGAGUGUGGUUACGGCGAGUGCUGUGAGGACUGUAAGAUCUCCUCUCGCUCCAGGGAGUGCCGCAGUAAGCAGGACGACUGCGAUCUGGCAGAGUACUGCGACGGGACGAGCUCCGUCUGUCCUGAGGAUAUGUUCGCUGUGAAUGGCCUCCCAUGUGAUAAAGGCCUGGGAUACUGCUACAACGGCCAGUGUCCGCAGAGGUCAGACCAGUGUGUCAGGCUGUAUGGAUCAAGUGCUAUAGAGGCGCAGUCGUACUGUUAUAACUAUAACACCAGAGGAACCUACUACGCCUUCUGCUCACGUCCGUCAAACGACAAAUACGUCCCCUGCCAGCGAGAAGACAUCCUUUGUGGGAAGCUCUUCUGCCACAACGGUAAUGAAAACCCAAACUACGGCCGCAUGGUGAAGGUCAAUGACUGCAAGGCAGCUUUUUUUGGAGAAUACACUAAAGACUUCGGCCAGGUGGACACUGGGACUAUAUGUGGGUUGGAAAAGGUGUGCAGCCAGAAUCAGUGUGUGGAUCUUCACACAGCGUACAGAAACACAAACUGUUCUUCCAAAUGCCAAGGCAAUGCUGUGUGCAACCACAGAAGCGAGUGUCAGUGUGAACCUGGGUGGAUGCCUCCUUACUGCACUUCAAAGGAUGGAGCUUUCAAUUCUCUUUCUACUGGAACAGCUGUCGCCAUCUCACUGACAGUUAUACUAGUGGUUGUCGGGAUCAUCGCCGGUGUGGUAUGGUUGAUGUGGAAGAAACGACAAAGUCCCAUGUUGUCAACAGCGCACACCCAGAGGAAGCCGGCGGCGGUGAACAGGCCGGCUCCUGGUCCGCCCAGGCCGGCGCCACAGAUUGGAAGGCCCAAGCCCAAAGGACCUCCACCUCCACCACCUCCAGCAGGGAACAGACCUAAACCCCCGAGCCAGAACUACAUAGCUGCACGCCAGGCUCUGAAGCCAACACCUCUACCAAUGGUCUGAUACCUAUAAGUAAACCUGGAGAGACUCACCUCUGUCCACUGUCCCCAGCAAGAGGCAACUGGCAAGUUUCUAUGAAAGGCUUCCUGUCCUGUUUCCUCUGCAGCUUCCUCACUGCAGCGCUGUGUGAAGAACUCGGUGUGUCUGUACCUGCAGACUGUCGGUGGGACAAACUGGACGCUAAAUCAUUACUAUGGCAUGCCACUGUGGACUUGUUAUUGCUGGAUGUACUUAUUGUUUUUAAGGCACUUUUUUAUGCUUAGGGUGAGAGUUAGUGCAGGGAGGAAACAGCUCUGACCCUGAAUUCGAGCCAUAUCAUUUUAUACAUGUUCUUUUAUUUGUAACAGGGAUGGUAUAGAUUAUUGCACAAGACUGGAUUUAUUUGUCAAACUGUAUUCAGCAGCUGCAGAAGUUUCAUAUUUUAUGUUGCUUGUUUUAAAAAAUGUUUUGAAUGAAUUGUUUUGACAGACUUUGACGUGAUGGUCUAAAAUUUCUGGUCCAUUUCUGGUUAUGUAAUAGAAAUGCUAACUUAGAUGACAGUCAGAAACACUGAUUACCCAGCCACUCCAAAGCUUUUAUAGCAUGCUACCUGCAGCAUUUUUAGUCCAAUCUCAAGCAAGUUUUUCAUUGAAAAUGUAAAAUGAGGAAAUUAAGGGGUGAGUAGGAAAAUGUAGGUGAUUUUUAGUCGUGUGUUCGUAAUUUGCAUUUUCAUGGAGCAUUUUGAAAGUUGGAAAGUUCAAAAUACUUAGAGCUGUGUCUCUGCUGAGCGCCCACAGACCCUCCUGUGAAUGUUUAUUAAAAACAGGCCCAAUUAAGUUUAUAUUCGCUAAGUUAGUCAUCAUGACUCGUGUGUUGUGUUGUGAGGGGGUUUCACUCACUGUAGGUUGGGUUGUUUCUCUUUGUCAUCUCUAAUUUGGUUUACAUAAAUAGAUUUUUUUACGAUGAACCUUUGUUAUGCUGCUGCUUCUCUAAAAGGAGUUCACUGUGUGAACAUGUACAUAACGUGAAAAACAUUAUAUGAGCUAAAUAUCCAGGUUUCAGAUUUAGUACUCAGUGAAAAUAUGAUGGUGUUUUUCUGUGCUGCAAGGCUAAAGCAGCUGAAAUGUUGUAGCAUUACUAACCACAAUCUUGUGAACAGUGACAGGACAACAAGCAGCCAGAUAUCAUAUUAUUAUAAAUGUUCCAGUUAAACAAAUAUCUGAAAACAACAUGUUCUUGUGUUGUGUGAAAGGAUCCAGGUGGUAAUAAUCUUGAUGUUAGAAAGCCUAUGACUGAAUAAAUAUCACUGUGCUCAGUU
Messenger RNA from Seriola dumerili (greater amberjack), 3678 nucleotides. RefSeq names its product zinc metalloproteinase-disintegrin-like batroxstatin-3 (gene adam28). The transcript has 22 exons. NCBI's taxonomy places the organism in Eukaryota, Metazoa, Chordata, Actinopteri, Carangiformes, Carangidae. Gene Ontology annotation, molecular function: metalloendopeptidase activity. Gene Ontology annotation, cellular component: plasma membrane. Gene Ontology annotation, biological process: proteolysis. Bases 18 to 2384 code for a protein of 788 amino acids. The record is from RefSeq and is a predicted model, not a curated record.